CGGGGCGGCGCGGAGCAGGCAGCCCAGCGCGCUCGCCCACCGCCCGCUCGGCGCAGCUCCCCGCGGCCGCUCCUGUCGCCGCCGCCGGCGCGUCGGAGGGAGCCCAGCAUGGCCGGGCCGGGCUCGCAGCGGCGCGCGUCCCGGGGGGCCUCGGCGCUCCUCGCCGCCGCGCUUCUCUACGCAGCGCUGGGGGCCGUGGUGCGCUCGGAGCAGCAGAUCCCGCUCUCCGUGGUGAAGCUCUGGGCCUCGGCUUUUGGUGGGGAGAUAAAAUCCAUUGCUGCUAAGUACUCUGGUUCCCAGCUUCUGCAAAAGAAAUACAAAGAGUAUGAGAAAGACGUAGCCAUAGAAGAAAUCGAUGGCCUCCAACUGGUGAAAAAGCUGGCAAAGAACAUGGAAGAGAUGUUUCACAAAAAGUCUGAAGCAGUGCGGCGUCUUGUGGAGGCUGCAGAAGAGGCACAUCUGAAACAUGAAUUUGAUGCAGACUUGCAGUAUGAAUACUUCAAUGCUGUGCUGAUAAACGAAAGGGACAAAGAUGGGAAUUUUUUGGAGCUGGGGAAGGAAUUCAUCUUAGCCCCAAAUGACCAUUUUAAUAAUUUGCCUGUGAACAUCAGUCUGAGUGACGUCCAAGUGCCAACGAACAUGUACAACAAAGACCCAGCAAUCGUCAAUGGGGUUUAUUGGUCCGAAUCCCUAAACAAAGUUUUCGUAGAUAACUUUGAUCGUGACCCGUCUCUCAUAUGGCAGUACUUUGGAAGUGCAAAGGGCUUUUUUAGGCAGUAUCCAGGGAUUAAAUGGGAACCAGAUGAGAAUGGAGUCAUUGCCUUUGACUGCAGGAACCGAAAAUGGUACAUCCAGGCAGCGACUUCUCCGAAAGACGUGGUCAUUUUAGUGGACGUCAGUGGCAGCAUGAAAGGGCUCCGUCUGACUAUUGCAAAGCAAACUGUCUCAUCUAUUCUGGAUACGCUGGGGGAUGAUGACUUUUUCAACAUAAUUGCUUAUAAUGAGGAGCUUCACUAUGUGGAACCUUGCCUGAACGGGACAUUGGUGCAAGCUGACAGGACAAACAAGGAGCACUUCAGGGAGCAUCUGGACAAGCUGUUUGCCAAAGGAAUUGGAAUGCUGGAUAUAGCUCUGAAUGAGGCCUUCAACAUUCUCAGUGAUUUCAACCAUACUGGGCAAGGCAGUGUCUGCAGCCAGGCCAUCAUGCUCAUCACCGACGGGGCAGUGGACACCUAUGACACUAUCUUUGCGAAGUACAACUGGCCAGAUCGGAAGGUCCGCAUCUUCACCUACCUCAUUGGACGGGAGGCUGCUUUUGCAGACAAUCUCAAGUGGAUGGCUUGUGCCAACAAAGGAUUUUUCACCCAGAUCUCCACCUUGGCUGAUGUGCAGGAAAAUGUCAUGGAAUACCUGCAUGUACUCAGCCGGCCCAAAGUCAUCGAUCAGGAGCACGACGUGGUAUGGACUGAAGCUUACAUCGACAGCACUCUUGCCGAUGAUCAGGGCCUCGUCCUGAUGACCACGGUCGCCAUGCCUGUGUUUAGUAAGCAGAAUGAAACCAGAUCAAAGGGCAUUCUUCUGGGUGUGGUUGGCACAGAUGUCCCAGUGAAAGAGCUUCUGAAGACCAUCCCCAAAUACAAGUUAGGGAUUCACGGUUAUGCCUUUGCGAUCACAAAUAAUGGAUAUAUCCUGACGCAUCCAGAACUCAGACCACUGUACGAGGAAGGAAAAAAGCGAAGGAAACCUAACUACAGUAGCGUUGACCUCUCGGAGGUAGAGUGGGAAGACCGGGAUGAUGUGUUAAGAAACGCCAUGGUGAACCGAAAGACUGGGAAGUUCUCUAUGGAGGUGAAGAAGACAGUGGACAAAGGGAAACGGGUUUUGGUGAUGACAAAUGACUACUAUUAUACAGACAUCAAGGGUACCCCUUUCAGCUUAGGUGUGGCGCUCUCCAGAGGCCAUGGGAAAUAUUUCUUCCGAGGGAAUGUAACCAUUGAAGAAGGCCUGCAUGACUUAGAGCACCCUGACGUAUCCCUGGCAGAUGAAUGGUCCUACUGCAACACUGACCUACACCCAGAGCACCGUCAUCUAUCUCAGCUAGAAGCCAUCAAGCUCUACCUCAAAGGCAAAGAACCUCUGCUCCAAUGUGAUAAAGAAUUGAUACAAGAAGUCCUUUUUGAUGCCGUGGUGAGCGCUCCCAUUGAAGCAUAUUGGACCAGUCUUGCCCUCAACAAAUCUGAGAACUCUGACAAGGGCGUGGAGGUUGCCUUCCUCGGCACUCGUACGGGCCUCUCGAGGAUCAACUUGUUUGUUGGGGCUGAGCAGCUCACCAAUCAGGAUUUCCUGAAAGCUGGAGACAAGGAGAACAUUUUUAACGCAGACCAUUUCCCUCUCUGGUACCGAAGAGCUGCGGAGCAGAUUCCAGGGAGCUUCGUCUACUCCAUCCCAUUCAGCACAGGAAUAGUCAACAAAAGCAAUGUGGUGACAGCGAGUACCUCCAUCCAGCUCCUCGAUGAACGGAAAUCUCCUGUGGUAGCAGCUGUAGGCAUUCAGAUGAAACUUGAAUUUUUCCAGAGGAAGUUCUGGACUGCCAGCAGACAGUGUGCCUCUCUGGAUGGCAAAUGCUCCAUCAGCUGUGAUGACGAGACUGUGAACUGUUACCUCAUAGACAAUAAUGGGUUUAUUCUGGUGUCUGAAGACUACACCCAGACUGGAGACUUUUUUGGCGAGGUCGAAGGGGCCGUGAUGAACAAACUGUUAACAAUGGGCUCCUUUAAAAGAAUUACCCUGUAUGACUAUCAAGCCAUGUGCAGGGCCAACAAGGACAGCAGUGACAGUGCCAGCGGGCUACUGGAUCCUUAUCAUGCCUUCCUUGCUGCAGUAAAAUGGAUAAUGACAGAACUUGUCUUGUUUCUGGUGGAAUUUAACCUCUGCAGCUGGUGGCACUCAGAUAUGACAGCCACAGCCCAGAAAUUGAAGCAGACCCUGGAACCUUGUGAUACAGAGUAUCCAGCGUUUGUCUCUGAGCGCACCAUCAAGGAAACCUCAGGGAACAUUGCUUGUGAAGACUGCUCUAAGUCCUUUGUCAUCCAGCAAAUCCCAAGCAGCAAUCUGUUCAUGGUGGUGGUGGACAGCAGCUGCCUGUGUGAGUCCGUGACCCCCAUCACCAUGGCCCCCAUUGAAAUCAGGUAUAACGAAUCCCUUAAGUGUGAACGUUUAAAGGCCCAGAAGAUCAGAAGGCGUCCCGAGUCUUGUCAUGGCUUCCAUCCUGAGGAGAAUGCAAGGGAGUGUGGGGGUGCACCGAGCCUGCAGGCCAAGAUGGUCCUUGUCGUCUUCCCUCUGCUCUUGAUGCUCUUUUCAAGGUGACACUGAGAUGUUCUCUUGGCAUGCUAAAUUAUGGAUAAACUGUGAACCAAAAUAUGGUGCGACAUAGGAGACAUGAAAUAUAGUCCAACCAUCAGCAUCUCAUGAUUUUAAACUGUGCGUGAUAUAAACUCUUAAAGAUCUGUUGACAAAAAAAAAAAAAAGUUAUCUUUUUACUUUGCCAGUCAUGCAAAUGUGAGUUUGCUACAUGAUAAUCACCCUUCAUCAGAAACGGGGCUGCAAGUGGGCAGUGUCCCUUCUGCUUGAAACCCAUUGAAACCAAU
Prionailurus viverrinus (fishing cat) is the source of this 3647-nucleotide messenger RNA. RefSeq names its product calcium voltage-gated channel auxiliary subunit alpha2delta 3 (gene CACNA2D3). The coding region runs from base 109 to 3366 and encodes 1085 amino acids. Gene Ontology annotation, cellular component: voltage-gated calcium channel complex. Gene Ontology annotation, molecular function: voltage-gated calcium channel activity. Lineage: Eukaryota; Metazoa; Chordata; Mammalia; Carnivora; Felidae. The record is from RefSeq and is a predicted model, not a curated record. The transcript has 37 exons.